This is a messenger RNA of Emericellopsis atlantica, 636 nucleotides long. RefSeq lists its product as uncharacterized. The transcript has 2 exons. Gene Ontology annotation, biological process: regulation of DNA-templated transcription. The record is from RefSeq and is a predicted model, not a curated record. Gene Ontology annotation, molecular function: DNA binding. Bases 1 to 636 code for a protein of 211 amino acids. Gene Ontology annotation, cellular component: nucleus; chromatin. Lineage: Eukaryota; Fungi; Ascomycota; Sordariomycetes; Hypocreales; Bionectriaceae.
AUGGCGCCUACCACCGAGCCCGCGAAGCGCGGUCGCGGAAGACCCAAGGGUACCACCAAUGCGCCCAAGCCAGCCCCUCCCACCGGCCCCAACCCGGGGCCUGCUGGCGGCGUGGCGAAGCGCGCUCAUGGCCGUCCCACCGUGAACUACGCACCGAAGCCAGCGGCCGAGUCUGAGGCGAAGCCCGCAGCCAACGGGACAGGCAAACCCAGAGGCCGCCCCAAGGGCACCGGCAAAGCGUCGACCACGGCGAAGAAGGUGGCGAAACCAGCAAACCAAGCAACGACGCCGAAGAAAAGAGGUCGCCCUGCAGGAACGGGUGCCACCGAGAAGGCGGCUGCUGCUGCGACUACUACCACACCGUCCAGUGGAAAGAAGAGGGGACGCCCUGCUGGGUCGGGUAAGAUAGCGAAAAAGGCUGCUCCUGUUGCUGAGGACUCUGCCCAAGAGGACGACGAUGAAGCCCCUUUGUCCGACAAGCAUGAGGAUGAGGAGGCUGCGGACGCCAACGGCGAAGAAGAGGGCGAUGUCGAUGAUAAUGUACAAGCGAACGGCGACAGCGCUGAAGAAGACGAUGACGACAAGCUGGAGGUUCGACCCUCCCCCUGGGGCAAGAUCGCGAGCAUAUUUGGCUGA